GAUCACUUACAUGUGUGAAUUUUGCUAUGCAAAACGUUAACAGCAGCCUGAUUACAUAGCUAAACUAGGUAGGCUAAGGAGGUAAAAUAUGACCUCGUUAAAUUUUUAGUAGAGCAAGGGAAAAGUCCAUACAUCACAGAUGAUAAUGGUCUUUGUGCGAUGGCUAGUUAAACCAACCCGUGUCCGACUGCACACGUGCAAUAUACCGCACAAGUCAUGCGCCACUUUUCCUCUCGCUCUUCCCUAUACCGCUAGUGUCGUAUGGUGGGAAACGGCGACAACUCGUUUUCUGUCGACACCAUUCUGGUAGGCAAAAUGUCAGGCAAACCAAACUUAAAAAAGAAAAACACUUUCGAUAGAAGAAAAAAUAGCCAUUUCGCUAAAAAAAAACUUGCUCGUGAUAAAGGAAAAGCAGAUGCUAGACGGAUAAAGCGAAAUCCAUUAAACCUUCCAUUUUUUUUCAGAUGUGGGGAUUUUAAAGAAGAAAAGAAUAAAAAACUUGCAAUAAAAGCUGUCAAUAAAGUUUCUAAAAUGAAAGGUAAUCAUAUUUUGAGACCAAAGUUAAUUCAAAAACAUGAUUUAAUCUUUUUCAAUAUAGGAUUGUUCAAUAAAAACCCUGUUGAGGAAAGUGAAACAGACCUUCCGCCUCACAAUGGAAAUGAAAUCGAACAACAACAUUCUUCUACACCUGCAAAUGAUAUUAUGUCCAAGGACAGCUGUGCCAGCAAAGUAUUGUUGUCCUGUUUGGCAAGCGAACCAAAGCUUGAGCCUCAAAGUGAAACUGAUGCUAGUUUGCUAACAAAACGAUUACUUACGGCCCUGUACCGGGAGCGAUUUUAUUCAAAACGUCUCGAUCUUUUUUUGAAAGCUAGGAGUAUGACGGAAGCGGAAGAUCUUCCGAAGUUACAAAAAUUGCUCGAAGAUGAAACCCCCCUAUAUUUAAGCCAUAAUGGAAAAGCGACAUGUCAUCUAUCCGAUCUCCAAUAAGAGCUUGAAGCUAUUCAUUUUGAAAUUUAUACUGUUCACGACGAAAUUAGCAGUGUCGCAAGUAUAAAAAUUUUAAAUUUAGUGGUAAAAAGCUCUUUGAUUGAUUUUUAAGCAGCUGCGUCAAAGUAAAGAACCAAACUGAGGAGACGCCAGACUAUUGAAAGCCAAAGCAAUAAUUAUCAUUAAUGAGAUUAAUGCAAUUUCAAAAUCUUUCAAAGUAACGGCAGAACAUUUUUCCGAAGGGAUUUUCCCGUGGGAUUCUGCACAUGACGAUUGCCAGAUUCUGAAAAAAAGAAACAAAGAACAAAUCCAUCAAUCAAAAACGGAAAUGAGGCAGUUCCUCCAGUUUCUUCAAAACAGCACGUUAAUUGCUAAACAGAAAGUGAACCACCAUUUGAAGGAAGAAGCAGAACUUAAUAUUUCGAAAUCCGGAAGACUAAUAUUUGUGGAAGUUAACAUGUUAUCUGAAUAUGACGAAGAAUUGUCAUACCUCCGACUGCGAAACCCCCAUUUUCUCUUAAUCUUUGCUUGAUGUUGAUGAAAGUGAUGACUACGACUCCGACACUGAUAGUGAAAAUGACGAUGCUGUGUAGGAUGUUGUGUAAUUUAUUUUUAAGCAGCUUGUGCCUUGUCUAAAUUACAUAAUAUGACUGUACAACUUGGAAUAUAUCAUACUGUACCUGCAUACAACUGUAUCAUCAAUUAUGAA
Daphnia pulicaria is the source of this 1696-nucleotide messenger RNA. RefSeq lists its product as uncharacterized. The transcript is spliced from 4 exons. The coding region runs from base 262 to 987 and encodes 241 amino acids. Lineage: Eukaryota; Metazoa; Arthropoda; Branchiopoda; Diplostraca; Daphniidae. The record is from RefSeq and is a predicted model, not a curated record.